Messenger RNA from Syngnathus acus (greater pipefish), 4304 nucleotides. RefSeq names its product GRAM domain containing 4a (gene gramd4a). The transcript is spliced from 17 exons. Gene Ontology annotation, biological process: negative regulation of toll-like receptor 9 signaling pathway; apoptotic process. The record is from RefSeq and is a predicted model, not a curated record. Bases 1004 to 2584 code for a protein of 526 amino acids. NCBI's taxonomy places the organism in Eukaryota, Metazoa, Chordata, Actinopteri, Syngnathiformes, Syngnathidae.
UGAGCAUUGUUGUUUUCUGAGAGCUGAUUGAAAAUGAUCGCAUCAUUGCGGCGGAGCACGCCAGGGCCGCGCGUUCUAUACUGGCCCGGCCGAUCAAUGCGGUGUCCUAGCUGCUGUUCCACUUCACGCUGGGAUGAAAACACACACACGCACUGCUGCCGUGGAGCAUCAUAGUGCAACUGAAGGUCAGAGAUGAAUCGAGUUUGUACACUAGUGCGCCAUCUUUUUUUUUUUAAGCUCGAUGACAUGUGCAACAGUGCACAGCCUUCCUCGAAUUUGGUCAUUUACUUGGAAAUGUUCCCUCAUGCUUUCUGGCCAACAAUAAGUCCGGGUCGCCUUUUGUUUUUGUGUUGUUGGUGGAAACAAGUAGACGUGAAGCUCCAAGCUUGCACAACAUUGAUCGUGUCACGCGGAGGAGUGCAGUCAGCAGCUUGUGGCGACAAAGUGAAACUAAGAGACAAAGUGGAAUUUUGGCCACUGGGAGAGCGUAAGAAGCCAAUGACCGUCACGAGAUAAAAUAAAGCCCGAUUGCGUCAUAGCCGCGGCAAGUUGUGCGCUGAGACUUCCCUCUGUCUCCAUGAACCUUAAUGACCUCCCAGCAUCACCUCAUGAAAAGCGCCUUUGUCCGUGUUCCUGGAUGCAAAAGUUCUCACAGUUCUUUUGAGGCCCAGCCAAACCUUUGCUGGAAACGUGCUUGAUGCAAAAGUCCGCUUCGUUAUCAGAACAAUAUUUGGAAUGGAUUACAAAUUCCAGGCCUUCUUACGGUGCAGGCCCCACCUCUUGCAAACCUCCAGUGGGCCCUCCCCUCCGCUUCUAGUUCCUCAGUCCGUUUCUGAGAGCAAGCAGUCUUCCAUCACGUCGAUUCAACGAGAUGAUGGCAUUUAAGGACUUUGGGCCGUGCUAAUCGAAAAGGGCAGCCGUGGAUCUGUUUCAAGAUCGACCCAAAGCGGCCUCCCUGCCGGGCCGCUCCGGCGUCCCGACGAGCGGUCGGCUCCAGAGGCGGAUGGGGGUGUGCAAGGUGGACGACUUCAGCUUUGAUAGCUUCGAUCUGCUCUACGCCGGAGCGGUCGAUAGGUUGAAGAGCCACAAAAAGGAGGAGUUGAGGAAGCUGCGCGAGGAGACCAAUGUGGACUCCCUGCGGCAGGAGCUGGAGAGGGAGCGAAGCAAGCGCCUCGACCUGGAGCAGAAGAUGGGCGACGUGCUUAAGUCCAGGCUGGAGGAUUCCCCGCCGCAACCUCCUAGAAAACAACAGUCACCAUCUAAUAAUGAAACAGCGGACAAGCAGCAGCAGCAGAAGGAAGUGUGGAGCUCGCGGCUGCAGAAAUGGUUGUACGAGCGCUUGGGCGUCUACAUAGAAGAUUUCCGCUUCCAACCCGAGGAGAGCACCGUGGAGGCCGAGGAACCGCUAAGUGCUAAAAGGUUGACAGAAAACAUGAGGCGACUCAAGCGAGGAGCUCGGCCUGUCACCAACUUCUUAAGGAACCUCUCGGCCUUAUCCAAUUGGCACUCUGUCUACACCUCAGCUAUCGCCUUCAUUAUCUACAUGAAUGCUGCUUGGCAUGGCUGGGCCUUCCCCAUGUUCCUCUUCCUGGCCAUUUUGCGCUUGUCCUUAAAUUACCUCAUCGCUAGAGGUUGGAGGAUACAGUGGAGCAUUGUGCCUGAGGUCUCUGAACCCAUGGAUCCCCCAAAGGAAGACCUGACCGUGUCCGAGAAGUUUCAGCUGGUCCUUGACGUUGCGCAAAAAGCACAGAACCUUUUUGGGAAGAUGGCGGACGUUUUAGAGAAGAUAAAAAACCUUUUCAUGUGGGUGCAGCCAGAGAGCACCCGCAAAUUGUACAUCUGCCUGUGGGUGGCUUUCAUCACCUCCUGCGUGCUGCCGUACAAACUCAUGGGCUUCAUGAUGGGCCUCUACGCCGGCAUCAAGUUCUUCAUCAUAGACUUCCUGUUCAAGAGCUGCCCCAAGCUGCGCGACAAGUACGACACGCCGUACAUCGUGUGGAACAGCCUCCCCACCGACCCCCAGCUCAAGGAGAGGACCAACGCCACAGUGUCUCGAAGGGUGCAGCCCGUGGCUUCCCGAGGCAGCUUGGCCGCGGUGCCGUGCGGCGUGAACCGCGAGGACGAUGCCGGCCGCUCCCACAGCACCAAGAAGGGCGCCUUCCAUGAGGUCUUCAACCUGUCUGAGUCAGAGCGCCCCCUGCCAGUGUGCGAGAACGGCUGGAGGUGUUGCCUGAUAAACCGAGACCGAAAAAUGCCCACCGACUACAUCAGGAACGGGAUGCUGUACGUCACAGAGAAUUACUUGUGCUUUGAGAGCUCCAGUUCCAGGUCGGGCUCCUCCAAGAAGAAUAAAGUCAUCAAACUGGUGGACAUUACUGACAUACAAAAGUACAAGGUGCUUUCUGUCCUACCAGGAAGUGGAAUGGGCAUCUCAAUCGCAACUCCUUCCACUCAGAAGCCGCUGGUGUUCGGCGCCAUGAUCCACAGAGAUGAGGCCUUCGAGGCCAUCUUCACGCAGUACACCAAGGUGAUCACCACCAGCAAGCCGCCGGCAGCCGCUGCCGCCGCCUCUGCUGAAAUUUAGACGCCUACCGUCGAAGCUGCGACUGCCAUCCCACUUCUUCCUGGGCGCAUUUGUUUUUUUUAUUUAACACAAUGCUAGCGAGGGGAGGCUGGUCCUCCCCGGUCAACUGACUGCGUCCCUCGGUGUCGUUCCUCUUGUGUGGUGCGUGUUGCAUGUGUGACAAAAUCGUUUUUUUGGUUUUAAAUCCUCUUCCAGCGAUGUGAGUCUUCACUAUCAUGACUGGAGCUUUAAGGAAAAAUUCUCAACUGACCAUUUCUGGAGCGUUUUAUCUGAUCUCAAGUGUGUACCGUACAAAGCCUUUGUCUUAGUUCACGGUCGCUUUGCAUUGGUGUUUUUGUGUAAAUGUCAAACUACUUUGUCGCUUUUUUUUUUUUUUUUUUUUUGGUCCAGAUAUGCCUUUUCUUACCCGUUUGGACUGAUGACUGACUGAGCACAACAGAGAACAUCUCAUUUCAGCACAACGUGGUACUAAAUAGGCUCUUAUUCCAUUGACUGCUAGUUUCUCCCUGCACUUUAUUAUGACAGUCAUUCAACUGGACAUUUUCAAUGUGGUGAUUGAACAGCAGAGAAAUUGUGAUUUUUGUGUAAGAGUCAAGCUGGUCUUAACUCCUCCGAGGUGUGGAAAUGUACUGCCAAACUCAACUUGGCUUCUGUUGAGUGUUUUGAGGUCAUUAGUCCCCUCCAGAUUCAGACACACACACACAAAAAAAGCCUUGACAUUUGAAUAUUUAUGAUGCUAAGUCAUGGCUAAACCCCAAGGUUCCACAUAAAAGGACAUUCAAAAAUGUCAAGGUUGCACAAAUCAUUUUGGAAAUGAGCAAACUGGAUAUGACAUUGCCAUACAUGCAAUUGACCGGUUCGUACAGUGACAUUUUUUUUUUUUUAUUAUUGGUUUUUGUCUUGUUAGCACGAUGUGAUUGGAUGUCGUCUUAAAAGCUUUCUACCAGAAGCCUUUUUGUUGUUGGUUUCAUACGAGAAGCACAGAAUGUAUCAUGUUGUUUUAUUUCUUUUUUUAAUUAUUAUUUUUUUUUUUUUUGCCAAAUGUUUUAUCUGCCAUGUUCUGCCUAAGCUCAUGUUUACACUAGCUUGUAAAUUAUUUUGAUUUCUUUUUGUUUGCAGUUUGAAUUCCUUUGCCGUUUUGGGAGUUUUGACAACUGCUGUAGUUUAAUUCUCGUUCGAUCACGUGAUUUGCUUUUUAACCAAUAGGAAGCCAGGAAGUAAUUACCGCUCAACGCCGUGUUUUUUUUUUUUCUUACUAGUGCGAUUCGACAUUUUUACGUGAUUUUUAUUUGAAAUAUCCUUUACUUAAUGACUCACUGAAACACUGUGAGCUAUUUUUGAAGUAACAAAAAAGUCAUUUGCGCUCAUAAUUAUUCUAGGCACUUUAGACCGAAACGCAUCGACAGGCUCCAAAGCCUUUGGGAGACGCCACGCUUGGUGGCAAAUGGCCUCAAUGUGACUCAAAAGGUAAAAUUAAAUCUCAGUUCUGUUUUAUGGAGCUGAAAUGAUACUGUCUGGUGUACUAUAAAGUGCAAGGCAGACGUUCAUUUACACGACUACCUUCAUUUCCUUGUUUUUGACUCGCUAUCGUGGUUUGUUGAAUUUGGAUACAAAUGUACAGUGAAGUCAAUUAAAACCGCUGGGUUUUCAAAAAAAAAACAUACGUUUAUUGUAACGCAUAAUGUGAUGUACAUUUUUUUAAGUAAACGGAUUUAAGGUA